AUGCCGGGCCUAGUCGAGAACAAGCCUCGAUUCAGGACUGUCCAGCAGUUUGAAGCAGACUAUGCUCCCGCCAAGUUCUCUCAGUAUGAGUCUACGCGGACUGGCAUGAGGGUCGUCGUCGUUGACCGAAAAGGCCCCAAGGUCAACGGCUACUUCGCUCUUGCUACCGAGAUUCAUGAUGAUUCAGGUGCUCCGCACACCCUGGAGCAUCUUUGCUUCAUGGGCUCGCGAAGCUACAAGUACAAGGGCGUUCUUGACCGUCUGGCCACGAGAGCUUACUCAAACACGAACGCCUGGACUGCCACUGACCAUACGGCCUACACCCUGGAUACCGCAGGCUGGGAUGGCUUCGCCCAGAUCCUCCCCGUCUACCUCGAACACGUCUUGCUCCCGACGUUGACCGACGAGGGCUGCUACACCGAAGUCCAUCACAUCGAUGGCACUGGCAAGGAUGCCGGUGUGGUUUAUUCCGAGAUGCAAGGCGUGCAGAACACGCAGGGAGAGCUCAUGGAGCUUCAGGCCCGCCGUCUCCUUUACCCUGAGGGCAACGGCUUCCGUUACGAGACGGGCGGCAUGAUGGAGCAGCUGCGCGUGCUCACUGCAGACCGUAUUCGCGCAUUCCACAAAGACAUGUACCAGCCCAAGAACCUGUGCCUCGUCAUCACGGGCGAAGUGGACCACGACAAUCUGCUCUCCAUCUUGGACAAGUUCGAAGACAGCAUCGUGGACGCCAUGCCUCCACUUGACGCACCCUUUAAGAGACCGUGGGUCGACUCCGGCCCGACGCUUCCUUUGUCCAAGACUAUCAUCGACACCGUUGAGUUUCCCGAAGACGACGAGUCUACAGGAGAGAUCUUGAUUGGAUUCUUCGGCCCCAAGUGCAACGACAUUCUCAACGGAACGGCAAUGGACGUGCUCCUGACCUAUCUGGCCGAGUCCUCUGUUUCACUCCUCGAGAACGUCAUCGUCGAGAAGGAGCAGAUUGCGAGCGCGGUCUACUACCAGACAGACAACCGCCCGGACACGGUCGUGUGGUUCACACUCAGCGCCGUUGCCACCGAAAAACUCUCGGAGGUUGAGAAGAGGUUCUUCGAGAUUCUCAAGGAGGCGGCGUCAAAGCCCGUCGACAUGACGUACAUGUCCGAUUGCAUAGAUCGGUUGAAGAAACAAGUCAUGCUCACAACGGAGAAUUCGCUCGAUAGAUUCGCCGACGCCAUCAUCCAAGACCACCUUUUCGGCAAGCGAGACGGUUCAACUCUCUACGACGGCCUUCAUUCACUGAAAGUGUUUGAGGCCUUGAAGAAGUGGACCGACAAGCAGUGGCGAGAGUUUCUGUCAAAGUGGCUCGCAGACGCCCAUCAUGUGUCCAUCCUGGGCGUCCCUUCGCGGAAGCUUUCCAAGAAGCUGAAGAGUGACGAGAAGGCUCGCGUGAAGGAACAACGAGACCGUCUCGGUGAAGAAGGGCUGAAGAAGCUCGCCCAGAAGCUCGAGGAAGCCAAGGCCGAGAACGACAAGCCAAUUCCUCCUGAAAUCUUGGAGUCGUUCAAGGUUCCUGGAGUCGAGUCGAUUCACUUCAUCCCGACAACGACUGCUCGUUCCGGUCUCGCCAAGAAAAUGGGCAGCCUCGACAACGACAUCCAAAGGCACGUCGACGAGGACAAGAGCGACAUCCCGCUAUUCAUUCACUUCGAAUCGAUUCCCACCAACUUUGUCCACGUGAGCCUCGUCCUUUGCACAGGUUCUGUUCCCCUUCAACUAAAGCCCCUUCUCACCGUCUACAUCAACAACUUCUUCACGACCCCGAUCAUGCGCGACGGAGCCCGCGUGGAAUUCGAACAGGUCGUGACAGAGCUUGAGAAGGAUACUGUCACCUACCGGAUCGAUGCGGGAUCUUCUAUUGGAAACUCCGAGCUCCUGCGCGUCAAGCUGUCAGUCGAGCGCGAGAAGUACGAGACUGCCAUUAAGUGGCUCAAAGACAUUCUUUUUAGUAGCGUCUUCGACGUGGAACGGCUGAAGGCUACUCUCACCAAGAUGCUGGCCGACAUUCCGGACGAGAAGCGGAGUGGCCACGACAUGGCCUAUGCCGUCGAUUCCAUGCUACAUUACGCAUCCAUCUCAUCUAGCCGUACGCAGAACACGCUGGUCAAGGCACUCUACUUGAAGCGCAUCAACAAGCUGCUUGCGAAAGAUCCUGAUGCCGUCAUCGGCCGCCUGGAGGACCUGCGCAAGAGCCUGCUGCGCUUCUCGAACAUGCGUGUUCUUGUCGUCGCCGACGUAUCCAAGCUCUCCAAUCCCGUAUCGGCGUGGAAGUCCUUCGUGGCCGAUCUCGAUACGAAGCAGUCGCUUGCACCGCUGGACUCGCGCAAGGAAGCCCUCAGCGAGGCGGCUAAGAACCCAGGUCAAUUCAACUACAUCGUCCCCAUGCCCACCAUCGACUCCUCUUACGCGCUCUUCACCGCGCGUGGGCCCGACUCGUACCAGCACCCCUCGCUCCCCGCCCUCAUGGUCGCGCUUGCCUACCUCGAGGCGGUCGAAGGACCACUCUGGGUCGCUGUGCGUGGCACUGGUCUCGCGUACGGCACGUCGUUCGCGCGCGGCACUGACACCGGCCUCCUCGGUUAUCGCAUCUACCGGUCGCCUGACACGUUCAAGGCGUACAGUACCAGCCGCAGCGUCGUUGAGGACUUCAUCUCGGGCGUACGACCGUUCGAGAAACACGCGCUCGAGGGUGCCAUCAGCACUAUCGUCGAAGGCUUCGCGGACGAGCAGCCCACCAUGGUGUCGGCGGCGACGCUCGGCUUCGUUAACCAGGUCGUCAAGGGCAUCCCCAAGGACUGGAGCAAGGGUAUGCUAGAAAAAGUGCGCGAAGUGGGCGUGGACGAGAUCAAAGCGGUGCUAAAGGAAUUCGUGCUCCCCGUCUUCCUGCCGGGUAAGGCGAACGUGGUCGUCACUUGCGCCACGAUCAUGGAGGAAGACCUCAAGAAGAACCUCGAGUCCGUGGGAUUCAAGCCUGAAGUCCGCACCUUGGCAUCCUUCCAGGACGAUUACGGGCUCAAGCCUGAGCCUGGCGAUGAAGACGACGAGGCGGAGGACGACGGCGAUGAAGAGGACGAUGACGAUGAUGAAGAUGAUGACGAAGAAGGCAGCGACGAUUGCACCGAGGAUGACGAAAGUGAAGAAGAGUAA
Lasiodiplodia theobromae is the source of this 3186-nucleotide messenger RNA. Its product is annotated as zinc metalloprotease. Bases 1 to 3186 code for a protein of 1061 amino acids. The record is from RefSeq and is a predicted model, not a curated record. Gene Ontology annotation, molecular function: metal ion binding. NCBI's taxonomy places the organism in Eukaryota, Fungi, Ascomycota, Dothideomycetes, Botryosphaeriales, Botryosphaeriaceae. The transcript is spliced from 7 exons.